Aethina tumida (small hive beetle) is the source of this 1155-nucleotide messenger RNA. RefSeq lists its product as uncharacterized. Lineage: Eukaryota; Metazoa; Arthropoda; Insecta; Coleoptera; Nitidulidae. The record is from RefSeq and is a predicted model, not a curated record. The coding region runs from base 45 to 872 and encodes 275 amino acids. The transcript has 3 exons. Gene Ontology annotation, biological process: phospholipid metabolic process; arachidonate secretion.
GAAUUUGUUUAUCGGGACGCGUUUCACAUGUUCGGCGUCGGAAAAUGCGUUUGACAAAUGAAAUGAUGUAUUAUGUGUUUUUUGUCAUAUGCGUGUUUGGCAUCCAGGGUAAGCCGUCAUACACGUUCAACUUCCCGAGCAUCGGUCGGUUCCUGAGCUUCGGCCAGGAACGGGAGGCGAAGCCGGUGCUGAAGGUCUACAGCGGUAGGAGGGUGAAAAAUGACUCGAUCAGGAUGGUGUAUUUUUACGAUCAGACCGUCGCCGUCGUCGAACUCGAACCCACUAAGUUGCUGCUCAAUUGCGAGUUGAUUGAAGUUUAUGAACCAGAAUUGGCAAUAAAAGCACUCGGCGAAAUCCAACACAUCUCGAAACCGGUGGGAAUAUCAUUUCAAGAGAUGCUGAAGCUGAUGAACGAUUGUAAAGAGCUCGAAGAAGCAGAACAAGCUCGAUACAAGGAUGAACACAAUCACUCGUAUACCGAAACGAAAAUGGAAGCAAGAGGAAUAUUGGCUAACAAUCCGUUUACUUUACUGAGCGGAAUAAUUCCUGGUACAAAAUGGUGUGGAACUGGUGACAUAGCCAAGGACUAUUUCGAUCUGGGUACUGAUGCUGCGACCGAUUCUUGUUGUAGAGCACACGAUUUAUGUCCGGUGAAAAUACGAAGUUACUCGUCUAGAUACAAUUUGACCAAUAAUUCGUACUAUACCAAGUCACAUUGUAUAUGUGACGAUCAAUUAUUUAAUUGUCUAAAGUCAACCACAUCGCCGACUGCAAAUAUUUUAGGCAAUCUCUAUUUUAAUUUGGUGCAAAUACCUUGCGUGGCUGAUACGAAAAAAGGGAGAGUCUUUAGGAAAGGUAGAAAUAAUUUCUGACAAAACCUGUAUGCUUAUAUUUAGGCAUAAAAUUAGAUUAUAUGAAAAUUAAAAAUUAUACUAGAGAUUGUGAUUUUAUUACCUGAUGUAAAGGAUCUGUUAAAUUUAAUAUAUUUUUCAAAGAGUAUAGGUGUUUUUGCCAUUAAGAAUUAGCUGUUUUGUAAGAUAAAUGUAUAUAUGUUUUAUAUGGAUCAUUUAUAUUGUUAUGUAAAAUUGUUUUUACUUAUACACCCAUAUUUAUUAUUUUUGUAAAUAUAUGCAUAAAAUAUAGUGUAAAAAAGCA